Magnolia sinica is the source of this 2717-nucleotide messenger RNA. RefSeq lists its product as uncharacterized. The transcript is spliced from 3 exons. Gene Ontology annotation, molecular function: zinc ion binding; protein binding. NCBI's taxonomy places the organism in Eukaryota, Viridiplantae, Streptophyta, Magnoliopsida, Magnoliales, Magnoliaceae. The record is from RefSeq and is a predicted model, not a curated record. Bases 186 to 2396 code for a protein of 736 amino acids.
CAACGAUGACCCGCGUGACUAUUUAUCAACGCGGAGACUUCUAGUGGAUUCGUAGGGCUGAUAACACAACAAAUAACCUAUCGGAAUCACAUCAUUCCAGACUUUUCUUCCCAAAUACCGUCUCUGCUCCAUCCCAAAGGGUUCUAUCUCCACGAUCAAAGUUCAUUACAACACACAUCCAAAUAAUGAAUACGAAUAAGGUGCCAAUGCUCUGUAGAUUUGGGGGCAACUUCAUUUGGGAAUCAGAUAAGGUUUAUUACAAGGGAGGCACUAACCACAUUGUUUAUGUUGAUCGAGCAAUCAAUUACCAUAAUCUUUUAUCCAAAGUGUGCGGGAUUUGCAAGUUGACCGACAUUAGUAACAUCAAGUACAAAUAUCCCGGUCUAGAUUUGGAUUCACUUGUGUCAAUUGAGAAUGAUGACGACGUAACUAAUAUGAUGGAAGCAUUUCCUCAAAGCAGCAAGCCUAUUCAGCUCUUUCUCUCUGGUGAUCAAAACCUUUCAAUACCCAUUGCAGUUCCCAGUUUUCUGAUGCAGAAUGCCGAUAAUGGAAAUGAUCAAGCAUCUUUGCAGGAUUUACAUGAAAGUAAUGGAACGCUUGCACCUUCCUCACAUAAUACUAAUACCAGUGACAAUGAUGUUCGGAGUGCACCAAAUGACUCGUGUGAAAUGAAUCGUUUGUUGAUGGAUAAUCGAGAAUUACCUUGCGGAAUGGUUGCUACUUCUGUAAAUGAAAUGCCGAAAAUGAUUUCAGUUUUAAAAGAAGGCCAAGAAUAUGUAGAUGCAAAUGUUUUACAAGAAGGCCAAGAAUUUGUAGAUGCAAAUGCUUUCCACAAGUCUUUGAGGGAGUACGCCAUACGAUCACAUUUUGAAUACAGGCGAACCAGGUCAGGUGGUGGCCAUUAUCAGGCGAAAUGUAUUAAUGGCGAUUGCUCAUGGCGCAUACAUGUGUGUAAGCUUCCUGACAAUCAUACAUUCAAGAUAAAAUCCUUGAAGGGAAAUCAUACUUGUAAUGUUAUGAAUAAUUCAACAAUGUCAAACACAACAACGCAUCGACAAGCCAAUAGGAAAUGGAUUGCUGCUUUGGUCAAGGAUCGAUUUCAGAAUAAUUUGCGCUGUAAACCCAAAGAUAUUGUUGAUCAGAUAAGUCAAGAAUACAGGGUCAAAGUAAGUUAUGAUAAAGCUUGGAGGGGUAUAGAAUUGGCAUUAAAAGAGAGGCACUUAGAACAAUCCGUUUCAGCUCUUAGGACACUUUGUGAAGAAAUACAAACAACAAAUCCAGGAAGCACGGCAAAUCUUAGCAGGUCAUCAGACAACUCCUUGAGACUUUUUGUAGCUUAUGAGGCUGCCAUUCGUGGUUUCAAGCAAGCAUGCCGACCAGUUGUGAUGCUUGGUUUUAGGAAGAUGGAAGGAAAAUGCCGAGGUGUGUGGCUCUAUGCCAUGGCCAUUGAUGCAGAAGAGUAUUGGUUCCCAGUAUCAUGUGCAUUUGUUGAAUCAAAGAACGUAAGUAGUUGGAAAUGGUUCUGUGAUGAGUUGGCUCAAGUCCUGGGAUUCAUACCUAAAUUAACAUUUAUAUCAAAUAGACAGGAAGGGAUUCUUGAAGUGGUUAGUGGUAUCUUUCCACAUGCAUGUCAUCGAUACUAUCAGAAAGAGCUGGUUGAAGAAAUUCAGCAGAAGUUCAGACAUUGGGAUUUGGUUCGACUUUUUGAGAAUGCAGUUGACACAGGGGUUUGUUAUGAAUUUGACGCUUCCAUGCGUGAAAUUCAUGACAAAUAUAAAGAAGCAGGGAUUUUUGUAAAGGAUAUUAAUCCUAAGCACUGGGCCACUUCUCACUUUGAAGAGAAGCUUUAUGUUGCAGAGGAUGUUUAUUUAGAAUUCAUAGGUAAAUGGCGGGAUAAGUUAGAGGAAUGGAGAGACCUGCCUAUCACUUCAGUGUUGGAAAACUUGCAUCUAUAUAUGAUAGAGAUAUUUGAUGAAAGGUUUAAGAAAAGUUCAGAUUGGGAGACAAUAUUGGUUCCUAGAGUUGAAGCUCUUAUUUCAAUAUUAGAGAUGCCAAAAGGAAAUUAUUCUGUGUCGUAUGGUGCAGCAGAUUUUGAGGUUCUCGACAAAGAUGAUGCAGAUGCAAAUUCAUUGAAGGUGGAUCUUGAACGGCAAACAUGUUCAUGUCGUUUGUGGCAAAUGAAGGGGUACCCUUGCCCUCAUGCUAUCGCGGCUAUCCGAUACAACAGACGUAAUGUGUAUGACUACGUUGAUGUGCACUACACGGUUGCCAAAUACCGGCAUACAUAUUCAGAGCAUAUUGAUCCAUUGCAUUUGCCCAACACAAGCCUAAGCCUAUCGAAGAAGAGAAAACAGGUAGAGUUAAACGAGGUGUCUCUGACUGAUCAGUUACAAUGAGGAUAGUGAUGAUGAUGAUGGCGAUGAAAAUGUUGCUUUUGCACCUGAUGCAUGUAGGGGAUGUCAGGUAUUGCUGAUGAUUCUGGUCUCUUGAUGGAUAUACAGCUGUCUUAGGCUUCAUUUGGUGUGCAUCAUAGCAUUAUGCGGAGAGAGUAAUCUCAAUAUUGUUGUACUACGAUGAUCAUUACUAAUGCAUAUUUAGCAUUUGGCAGUGACAAUUAAUAUUGGUGUGGAGAUGCUUGCAUAGUGUUGUUAUUUCGUGUUUGGAUGACACAAAUUGCCAUGUCAUAAAUUAAUGAUGAUCUAUGUAAAUUAUUUUUU